AUGGCUACGACGGCGGUCACUGAAUCGGGACAUAGACUCAUUGAGCUUACUCUGGAGACCGUCGACGAUGGUUGUACGGAUCCGAUCGGAGGAGCUGCCGAGACUGAACCUAGGGAGAUGGCGACCGAUGACGUUGGACAAUUCAGGGACUCGAGGGUGGAUUUUAUUACUUUCCUCCCUGAGAGCGGCGGUUAUGCGGCUUCGAUUCCCGACCAAAGGUCCCUGACAGCGGCAGAGGUGUUGAUCGUUGGGAGGAGAAGAGGCGGCUUUGGAUGGUUUUUAGGCCCGCGGAUCUCGUUCUUGGCAGCUUCCACUUGA
Striga asiatica is the source of this 318-nucleotide messenger RNA. Lineage: Eukaryota; Viridiplantae; Streptophyta; Magnoliopsida; Lamiales; Orobanchaceae. The record is from the annotation of a GenBank genome assembly.